Messenger RNA from Solea senegalensis (Senegalese sole), 965 nucleotides. Its product is annotated as alpha-actinin-2. Gene Ontology annotation, molecular function: calcium ion binding. The transcript is spliced from 3 exons. The record is from RefSeq and is a predicted model, not a curated record. Lineage: Eukaryota; Metazoa; Chordata; Actinopteri; Pleuronectiformes; Soleidae. The coding region runs from base 23 to 391 and encodes 122 amino acids.
CCUGUAGAAGAAGAAUGGUGCUAUGGAGACCGACGACUUCAGAGCUUGCCUCAUCUCUAUGGGAUAUGACUUGGGAGAGGUGGAGUUUGCCCGUAUAAUGAUACUGGUGGACCCUAAUGGCAGUGGAGUGGUCUCCUUCCAGUCCUUCAUUGACUUUAUGACCAGAGAGACUGCUGAUACAGAUACUGCUGAACAGGUUGUGGCAUCUUUCCGGAUCCUGGCAACUGACAAGCCCUACAUACUCGUGGAGGAGCUGAGAAGAGAACUUCCCCCUGAACAAGCCGAGUACUGCAUCAUGAGGAUGCCUCCGUACAAGGGCCACGGAGCACCACCAGGGGCGCUGGACUACACUGCCUUCUCCACCGCUCUGUAUGGAGAGAGCGACCUUUAACCUACUGACCGUUCACCCAACUUUAAAAGAGUCGGAUCAAAUAUGUGGAAUGAAAUGUUUGUGACGAUACUGAGUUUUUGUUGAUUCGUUUUUGUUGACGCAUUAGAUUGUGUACAAUCAUGUCUCGAUACUUUUACCUCCUAAACAUGGCCCUCAAAUGAAUGUUAACUCCCACGUCCACAUUAUAUUAUCAACAGCAAUGCAGUCACUGGUGUAAAAGGAUCACAGUGUUUUAGCUGAAAUGCAGUCUGCCAAUAAGCAUUUUGAGUUGUUUAAAGUGAACUGCUGUUUGCAAAAGCAAUUUCGGACCUGUUGACACCCAGCAUCGAGCACUAAAAAUGGAUUCCACUAAAGCAUAAAAAGAAAUGCCACUAAUGGAGGUAAACAAAGGAAAAAUCACAUUUCAAAAGUAAAUGUUUUUCAAUGGCUUACUAAUUCAGAGGAAGAGAACACAUGUAUCAACAAGUAAUGUGUUUAACUUUUUUUCCACAGGCAGCAGCAAAAUGUGUUAUGUUUAUGCAAGUAUAAUGAAGUCCAAAAAUAAUCACACAAAUAAAGUGAUUUCCCAAAUUUC